Saccostrea cuccullata (small rock oyster) is the source of this 1917-nucleotide messenger RNA. RefSeq names its product cysteine and tyrosine-rich protein 1-like. The transcript has 4 exons. NCBI's taxonomy places the organism in Eukaryota, Metazoa, Mollusca, Bivalvia, Ostreida, Ostreidae. The record is from RefSeq and is a predicted model, not a curated record. Bases 56 to 604 code for a protein of 182 amino acids.
UGGUCUGGUACCCAUUGAUUUAUUUUCAGUCCACUUGUUUUUCAAUAUAAACAAAAUGGCGUUCACGGAGUUACUGUACACACUUCCUUGUGUUAUACUUUUCCAUCUGUUACAAAGUAGUGAAGGAGCAUACAGGUCAUAUCGUUACUACAGAUACAGUUAUUAUUACUAUUAUUCCUACGACUAUGUCUAUUUAUCAGGCGGAGCAAUUGCUGGUAUCGUCAGUGGUAUCAUCUUUUUCAUCGUCUUUAUCGUCAUAAUGGUGGUUUGCUGCUGUCGUGCAGCACAACAGAGAAGACAAAUGCCGGGUGUUGUCUACAGCAAUGGAAUGAACCAGCAAACGGUGAUAUCAACAGCAAACACUGCCCCCGGAUUGUACCCCACUCAGCCCUACCCUGCUGCUGGUCAAUAUAACAUGGGAAUGCAGUACGGGGCACCGGGUCAGCAGUAUGGGGCACCAGUUCAGCAGUACGGGGCACCAGGCCAGCAGUACGGAGUCCCUGGUCAACAGAUUGUUUACCCUCCUACUGGACAACAAUAUACAGAACCUGCACCAUCAUACGAAUCAGUUACGGAACAGAAAACUCCGCCUAAUCCAACUUAAGAAUGCUGUUACAUGUACCAGAACCCAGACAUGGUUCAGAAUAUAUUUUCCCCUGCCACUAAUGAUGGACAAUACAGAAUUUUUAUUAUUUUUUAAAAACUUGUAAAACUUUAGUAUUCCCGGUUAUUUUUCAUGUUUUGUAAAACUAUUUUUAACUCAAACAAGGUUGAAUUACUGCUGAUUUUUAUUUUAAUUUGUUUUCACAAAUAUCAGAGAAAAAGGAUACAAAUUUCAUGGCAAAAAUAUAUACAAAAACUUCACACGAUAUGUAAGCCAAAAUAUUUCAGGAGUACACAGUUUCACUUACUUCAAUAAUAUUUAUUAAUUGCAGUUUAUUAAGUAAUGAAGGAUACUAACAGCGCGUACCUGUAUCAUCAGUAAAAUACAAAAUGUAUGCUAAUAUCAAGCUACGGAUUACAAUUAUAUCAUGUAUGGCGACACUUAUUAACAAAAAUUAUUGAUUUGACGUUCUAAUAUAAACUACUGGUGAUAUACGUGUAUAAAUAUAUUAAUCAGAAACUUUUAUAUUGUAUUGAAAUUGCUGUUAAUGUUUUUUUUUCAAUGGUUGAACUCUUGACUUAUCAUAAAAAUCACUUUGAACAUAUCUGAAAGUCCUACGUAUUGUUGUUUUCUCUAUUGAAUGUAAAUAACGUAUACUAGCUAUUACCACAAACAAAUUUUUCUACCUUCCGCAUAAAAGAGUUACACUACCAGAAUUUGUAAUGUUUGGUUCUAAUUUUAUAAAACCGGAAAUUAUAAUGUAAACAUGCUUCAUCGGUAAUUGUUCCGGGAAAAUUACAAGCGAGUCCAAAUAUAAGCGUUUAAGAAAGGAGUUUGAAGGGGAAAAAAGAAGCAGCAAGUUAUCAAUAUAUCAAUAUAUUCAACUACGAAAAUUGAAAAAAAUAAUUAUUUUUGUUCGGACAGUGUUCAUGCAGACUUUAGAGGAUACAACUCUUUCCUGACCUGGCUCAAUAAAAAUCUUUUUUUUCUCUCGUUUUAUUAGUGUCGAAAGGAUACACGAUUCCUUGUUUCUUCAAAAAUAAUACUACUGUCAAGACUCCGUAAAAAUAUCAACAUAUUUCUGGAUUUUUUGUAAACUUAUUACACAAGUUUUAUCCUUUUUUAAAAUAAAUUGAUUAAUAUAUUAUUUGACUGCCAAUGAGAAAAAAUUUGUUUGCCUACAAUAAAAUCUUUGACACAGGAGAAUGAUCUGUAUAACUUUAUAACUACAAAUUUAUUUCUUCAUUAAGAUGGAAGUAAUAAAUUUAAAGCUUGAUAAUUCUUGAACUAAAAAUAUACAUCUUCCAACUCUC